AUGGGCCCGUAUAUCGUCGAUUAUGCAAACCAUUACAACAAAACCAUGAAUCCGAAUGGGAUUGUCUGGUUGACUGCCGUACAAAUCACAUUCGAGUCUAUUGCCAUGCCUUUGGGGGCGUGGAUGCAUCGUAAGUGUCACAUUCGCCUGGUAGUUGCACUGGGUUCCCUUAUUCACAGUGGUGGCAUUGCACUAACCUAUUUCACACUGAAAACUGGUUACUUGGGUGUGUUAUUGACCUAUGGUGUACUACAAGGUUUCGGAAUGGGGUUUGGAUAUUCGGUGACCAUGUCGGCCGCGGGGAUGUGGUUUCCUAAUCAUCGCGGCCUGGUGGUUGGAUUGAUUAUAGGCGGUUUCGGUGCUGGGGGAACACUGUUCACACCAAUUCAGACACGAUUCAUCAACCCACGCAAUCUCAAGGUGGACAAUGAAACACAGUAA
Messenger RNA from Echinostoma caproni, 441 nucleotides. Lineage: Eukaryota; Metazoa; Platyhelminthes; Trematoda; Plagiorchiida; Echinostomatidae. The record is from the annotation of a GenBank genome assembly.